Messenger RNA from Benincasa hispida (wax gourd), 1166 nucleotides. RefSeq names its product cold shock domain protein 3 (gene CSP3). The record is from RefSeq and is a predicted model, not a curated record. Lineage: Eukaryota; Viridiplantae; Streptophyta; Magnoliopsida; Cucurbitales; Cucurbitaceae. Gene Ontology annotation, molecular function: zinc ion binding; nucleic acid binding.
CCGUAAGCGAAUUAGGGUUUUGGAAAGGGUAGAUCUCAUUCUCUCUUUCAGCUUCUAUAUAUUGCGAAGCCCUUUCAAUAUUUUGCUCUCAUCGCCAUUUUUUUGCACAGAAAUUUCUUCCCAACUUUGAAGAUGGCGGAAGAGAGAUUGACUGGUGUGGUUCAGUGGUUUAACGAUUCGAAAGGUUUCGGCUUCAUCAAACCAGAUGUAGAAGGUCCGGAUCUGUUUGUUCAUCAAUCUUCCAUUAAAUCCGAUGGUUACCGGAGCCUUGUCGUCGGAGAUCAUGUCGAGUUUCAGAUCGCUCCUGGUGAUGAUGGCAAAUCGAAAGCCAUUGAGGUUGUUGCGCUCGAUGGAUCUUCGGGAAAUCGAAGGGAUAACUUUGGUGGUGGUGGUGGAAGGGGUGGUCGCGGCGGAGGUGGCGGUGGAGGUUAUGGGUUUGGUGGUUGGAGGGGAGGUGAUAGGCGGAAUGGGAACAGUGGAGCCGGUGGGGGUGCGUGUUAUCAAUGCGGUGAGCAAGGGCAUUUGGCGAGAGACUGUACUCGUGCUAGUAACCGCAGCGGCGGUGGUGGAGGCGGCGGUGGGUGUUUUACUUGCGGUGAAGUUGGCCACUUAGCGAGGGAUUGUCCGCGAGGAAACAGUGGCGGAGGUGGAGGUGGAGGCGGCGGUGGUGCCGGGGCUUGCUAUAAUUGUGGUGGUUUUGGGCAUUUGGCUAGAGAUUGCAAUAGGGGUGGAGCUGGAGGUGGGAGUGGUGGUGGUGGUGGUUGCUUUAAUUGUGGGGAAUAUGGGCAUAUAGCUAGAGAUUGCCAGAAUGAAAGCCGUGGCAGCGGCGGUGGUGGCGGAAGAUUUGGUGGCGGCGGCAGCGGCGGUGGCGGUGGGCCAAACACUUGCUUCAAUUGUGGGAAAUCGGGUCAUUUUGCUAGGGAGUGUCCUGAUGCACCUUGAUAAGGAGGGGGAAAGAGUAAUAGUAUAUAAUUUUUCCUUUAACCUCAAUAUUGUCCUUUAAUUAUGUUCUUCUUUUGGUGUGGAUGGUGGCUAUACGUAGCUUACUUGAGAGGUUUUUAUUAAUUUUGAUAUUUCAUGGUUGUUUCGCUCUUUAGGGGCAAAUUUUUCAGGUUCACACAUGGUGUGGUAAUUCGGUUAAAUGAGGCAUUUUUAUCUUCUUUUCC